This is a messenger RNA of Octodon degus (degu), 7379 nucleotides long. RefSeq names its product phosphatidylinositol-4-phosphate 3-kinase catalytic subunit type 2 beta (gene Pik3c2b). The transcript has 33 exons. Gene Ontology annotation, cellular component: phosphatidylinositol 3-kinase complex; plasma membrane; cytoplasm. The record is from RefSeq and is a predicted model, not a curated record. Gene Ontology annotation, biological process: cell migration; phosphatidylinositol-3-phosphate biosynthetic process; phosphatidylinositol 3-kinase/protein kinase B signal transduction. Gene Ontology annotation, molecular function: 1-phosphatidylinositol-4-phosphate 3-kinase activity; 1-phosphatidylinositol-3-kinase activity; phosphatidylinositol binding. NCBI's taxonomy places the organism in Eukaryota, Metazoa, Chordata, Mammalia, Rodentia, Octodontidae. Bases 502 to 5406 code for a protein of 1634 amino acids.
CCGGCGGCCGGGCGGCUGGCGGCCGCGCAGGGUCUAGCCGAGCUCGCGUCGCCGUGCAGUGCGCUGGCUGUCCGGGAGAUGGCUUCUCACCUCUCGCCCGCUGCUCCUGCUAUUGUCUCACCCUGGGUUGCCUGACUGCCAGCUCGCGCACGCUCUCGGCGGAGAGAACUCCCAGCUCCGGGCUGGUCCUUGCGCCCUUCGCAUCCCUGCCCCGCGCCGGGGACCCCGGACCCGGAGACCAGCGGGAGAAGGGUGCGGCCCGGGAGGAGACUGCGCGCGGCGGGCCACCCCACAUCGCGCGAGUGCAAGGGACGCCUCGAGCCGCAGAGCGCGGCGGGGAGGCUCGGAGCCGGAGCCCACGUCGCCCAACCCACGACACGUCGGGGGUUGCAGCGGAGCCCGCCGGCCGUCCAGGUGCCCAGACAUCAUGCCCCAGCCUUCCAGGCCUGACGCUGGCAGGAAGUAGAAAGCUUCUUUGUCUCUCGUGCCCCUGUCCUCACCAUGUCUUCAACUCAAGGCAGUGGGGAGCACUGGAAGUCCCUCGAGUCAGUGGGCAUCAGCCGCAAAGAGCUGGCCAUGGCUGAGGCCCUGCAAAUGGAGUGCGAUGCUCUGUCCCGACUCCGGCAUGACAAGGAGGAGAGCAGGGCCAAGCAAAACACGGAACACUCUCUCAUCAACUGGGACGAGCCCGUCUUAGACUUCUUCAGCAAGCCAGCGGGGAGACGGAAUGACCUCAAGCUCUUGCGCGGUCUCUCUGGCUCUGAUCCUACCCUCAAUUACAACUCCAUCUCCCCACAAGAAGAACCACCCAACCACUCUACUCCCCAGGGCCCUCAGCCUGGCCCGGAUCCCUGGCCCAAAGGCUCUCUGUCUGGAGACUAUCUCUACAUUUUUGAUGGUUCAGAUGAGAGGCCCUCUUUAUCCCCAGGACCAGCAGACCCAGAUGGCUCUUGCAAAAAAUUGUCCCCACCCCCUCUGCCUCCUCGAGUCUCUAUCUGGGACACACCUCCCCUGCCUCCCAGAAAAGGGUCUCCCUCAUGCUCCAAGAUCUCUCAGCCCAAUGACAUCAACACUUUUUCUUUGGUGGAACAACCACCAGGUAAACUACUGGGCCAUCAAAUCCUAGAAGAGGAAGAGCUGCCAGGAGGUGGAGGGCGGGGGUACCUGCUGGGAUCUGUAGACUACGACGGAAUCAAUGACACAAUCACAAGGCUCAACCUGAAGUCAACCUAUGAUGCGGAGAUGUUGCGGGAUGCCAGCAGAGGCUGGAAAGAAGGCCGAGGGCUGCUGGACUUCAGCAAGGACACCCCUGGAAAACCCGUGUCCCGGAGCAAGACCAUGCCCCCUCAGGUGCCACCCCGAAGUUAUGCUGCUCGCUACAGCAAUCGGAAGACUACAACUCCUAGCAAGAACCGCCGGAUUUCUGCUGCUCCGGCGGGCUCCCGUCCCCACACCGUCACCAAUGGCCACGAGCUGUUUGAGGUGUCAGAGGAGAGAGAUGAGGAAGUUGCUGCAUUCUGCCACAUGCUGGAUGUCCUCCGAUCAGGCUGUGACAUCCAAGAUUACUCCCUCACCGGAUAUGUCUGGAGUGCUGUCACUCCGAGCCCCGAGCACCUUGGGGAUGAAGUCAACUUGAAGGUGACUGUGUUGUGUAGCAACCUUCGGGAGCCACUCACUUUCACCUGUAACUGUUCCUCCACUGUAGACUUGCUCAUCUAUCAGACUCUGUGCUACACUCAUGAUGAACUGAGGGAGGUGGACGUGGCGGACUUUGUACUAAAGCCCUGUGGGCUGGAGGAGUUCCUGCAGAACAAGCAUGCUUUGGGCAGCCAUGAGUACAUCCAAUACUGCCGCAAAUUUGACAUCGACAUCCGGCUACAGCUGAUGGAGAAGAAGACCACACGCAGUGACCUGGCCCGCACGGUAAAUGAUGACCAGAGCCCCUCCACCUUGAACUACCUCAUCCACCUACAAGAGAGGCCAGUCAAACAGACCAUCAGCAGGCAGGCCCUGAGUCUUCUGUUUGACACGUACCACAAUGAGGUGGAUGCCUUCCUACUGGCUGAUGGGGACUUCCUGCUGAAGGCCGACAGGGUGGUCCAGUCUGUCAAGGCCAUCUGCAAUGCCCUGGCUGCUGUGGAGACCCCAGAGAUCACCAGUGCGCUCAAUCAGCUGCCUCCCUGCCCCUCAAGAAUGCAGCCAAAAAUCCAGAAGGAUCCCAGCGUCUUGGCAGUGAGGGAAAACCGAGAGAAGGUUGUGGAAGCCGUGACAGCUGCCAUCUUGGACCUGGUGGAGCUGUACUGCAACACGUUCAAUGCAGAUUUCCAGACAGCUGUGCCUGGGAGCCGCAGGCAUGACCUGGUCCAGGAGGCCUGCCACUUCUCUGGGGCCCUGGCCUUCACCAUCUAUGCCACCCACCGUAUCCCCCUCACCUGGGCUACCAGCUAUGAAGAUUUCUACCUCUCCUGCUCACUCAGCCACGGUGGCAAGGAACUGUGCAGCCCCCUACAGACCCGGAGAGCACGCUUCUCCAAGUACCUGUUCCACCUGAUCAUCUGGGACCAGCAGAUCUGCUUCCCAGUGCAAGUGAACAGGCUGCCCCGGGAGACUCUGCUGUGUGCCACCCUCUAUGCUCUGCCCAUCCCCCCACCAGGGAGCUCCUCAGAGGCCAAUAAGCAGCGGCGGGUACCGGAAGCCUUAGGCUGGGUCACCACUCCGCUCUUCAACUUCAGGCAAGUCCUGACCUGUGGCCGGAAGCUUCUGGGUCUGUGGCCAGCAACACAGGAAAACCCCAGUGCUCGCUGGAGUGCACCAAAUUUCCACCAGCCGGACAGCGUCAUCCUGCAGAUUGAUUUUCCCACCUCAGCCUCUGACAUCAAGUUCAUCAGCCCCCCUGGAGACAAGUUUAGCCCCCGCUAUGAGUUUGGCAGCCUCCGGGAAGAAGACCAGCGCAAGCUUAAAGACAUCAUGCAGAAGGAGUCCCUGUACUGGCUCUCUGAUGUGGACAAAAAGCGCCUGUGGGAGAAGCGAUAUUACUGCCACUCGGAGGUGAGCUCGCUCCCCCUGCUGCUCGCCAGCGCCCCCACCUGGGAGUGGGCUUGCCUGCCCGACAUCUAUGCUCUCCUGAAGCAGUGGACCCACAUGAACCACCAGGAUGCCCUGGGGCUCCUGCAUGCCACCUUCCCAGACCAGGAGGUGCGCCGCAUGGCUGUCCAGUGGAUUGGCUCACUCUCAGAUGCAGAGCUACUUGACUACUUGCCCCAGCUGGUGCAGGCCCUAAAGUAUGAGUGCUACCUGGACAGCCCCUUGGUGCGCUUCCUCCUGAAGCGAGCUGUCUCUGACCUGAGAGUGACACACUACUUCUUCUGGUUGCUAAAGGACGGCCUCAAGGACUCUCAGUUCAGCAUUCGAUACCAGUACCUGCUGGCGGCCCUGCUGUGCUGCUGUGGCAAGGGGCUGCGGGAGGAGUUCAAUCGCCAGUGCUGGCUCAUCAACACCCUGGCCAAGCUGGCCCAGCAGGUCCGAGAGGCUGCCCCAUCUGCCCGGCAGGGCAUCCUCCGCACAGGUCUAGAGGAGGUGAAGCAGUUCUUUGCCCUCAAUGGCUCCUGCCGCCUGCCACUUAGCCCCAGUCUGCUGGUGAAAGGCAUUGUGCCCAGGGACUGUUCCUACUUCAAUUCCAACGCAGUACCCCUCAAGCUUGCCUUCCAAAAUGUAGACCCACUGGGCGAGAACAUCCGGGUCAUCUUCAAGUGUGGGGACGACCUUCGCCAGGACAUGCUCACACUGCAGAUGAUUCGCAUCAUGAGCAAGAUCUGGGUCCAGGAGGGGUUGGAUAUGCGCAUGGUCAUCUUCCGCUGCUUCUCCACUGGCCGGGGGAGAGGGAUGGUGGAGAUGAUCCCUAAUGCUGAGACCCUACGCAAGAUCCAGGUGGAGCAUGGAGUGACUGGCUCCUUCAAGGACCGGCCCCUGGCUGACUGGCUGCAGAAACACAACCCUGGGGAGGACGAGUAUGAGAAGGCUGUGGAGAACUUCAUCUACUCCUGCGCUGGCUGCUGCGUGGCCACUUAUGUUUUGGGUAUCUGUGACCGACAUAAUGACAACAUCAUGCUGAAGACCACCGGCCACAUGUUCCACAUAGAUUUUGGCCGUUUUCUGGGCCAUGCUCAGAUGUUUGGCAAUAUCAAGCGGGACCGUGCCCCCUUUGUCUUCACCUCGGACAUGGCGUAUGUCAUCAAUGGGGGUGACAAACCUUCCAGCCGCUUCCAUGAUUUUGUUGACCUUUGCUGCCAAGCCUACAACCUCAUUCGCAAGCACACCCACCUCUUCCUCAACCUCCUGGGCCUGAUGUUGUCCUGUGGGAUCCCUGAGCUCUCGGAUCUAGAAGACCUCAAGUAUGUGUAUGAUGCCCUGAGGCCCCAGGACACAGAGGCCAAUGCCACUACCUAUUUCACUAGGUUGAUUGAGUCAAGCCUGGGCAGUGUAGCCACAAAACUCAACUUCUUCAUCCAUAACCUGGCCCAGAUGAAGUUCACAGGCUCCGAUGACCGGCUGACUCUUUCCUUUGCCCCUCGAACAUACACUCUCAAGAGCUCUGGCCGCAUCUUUGAUGUUUUUCUCUGCCGUCAUGAGAAAAUCUUCCAUCCCAGCAAGGGCUAUAUAUAUGUGGUGAGGGUAAAUCGAGAGAGUGCUCAUGAGGCCAUUUACAUCCAGCGGACAUUUGAGGAGUUCCAGGAAUUGCACAACAAGCUCCGGCUGCUCUUUCCUUCUUCCCUCUUGCCCAGCUUUCCAAGUCGCUUUGUGAUCAGCCGCUCCCGGGGGGAGGCCGUGGCUGAGCGGCGCAGGGAGGAACUGAAUGGCUACAUCUGGCACUUGAUCCACGCAGCCCCCGAGGUGGCCGAGUGCGACCUGGUGUACACCUUCUUCCACCCCCUGCCCCGGGACGAGAAGGCUGCGGGCACCAGCCCAGCCCCCAAGUCCUCAGAUGGCACAUGGGCCCGGCCAGAGGGAAAGGUGGGCGGGGAGGUGAAGCUAUCCAUCUCCUACAAAAACAACAAGCUCUUCAUCAUGGUGAUGUACAUCCGUGGCCUGCAAUUGCUUCAGGAUGGGAAUGACCCUGAUCCCUAUGUGAAGAUUUACCUCCUUCCUGACCCUCAGAAAACCACUAAGAGGAAAACUAAAGUGGCCCGGAAAACCUGCAAUCCUACCUACAAUGAGAUGUUGGUGUAUGACGGGAUCCCCAAGGGGGACCUGCAGCAGCGGGAGCUGCAGCUGAGUGUGCUGAGUGAGCAAGGAUUCUGGGAGAACGUGCUCCUCGGGGAGGUGCACAUCCGCCUGCGGGAGUUGGACCUGGCCCAGGAGAAGACCGGCUGGUUUGCCCUCGGGUCUCGAAGCCAUGGAACAUUGUGAGCCAGCAGAGCCAUGGCCCAGGACCUCCAGCUGGUGGCAGGAGUUCGGGGAGAAGACUAUCGCUCCACUACUUCUCCUGGGGGAGGGGCAGGGCCUAUGCUGGGCAGCUUCCCUUGGAUCCAGGCGGACCUGGCCUCUGUGACGGUGCAGUCAGGUGCCCUCGGCCGUGUCUUUCUCCACAGGCUGGACUUGGGUUGGUUGUGCUGAGCAGCCCCUCAGAAGCUGUGAGGUUGCAGCAAAGUUUUUAAGUUUACCUUGUGUCAAGGGAGCAAUGCCUGGUUUGGGGUGUAUGGGGGGCGGGCUGUAUGAGGUAGCAGUGGAGGGGAGGGUGGGUGGAUAUCUUUAUUUUUAUUUUUAAAAAAUGAAAUAGUAAUGUUGUCCUAGAUGGGACAGGAAGCCUUGCAAGAAGGGACAUACAUAUGCCUCAGAAGGCACGAGAGGAAGACUAUUUGGACUUUUUGUAUGAUUAAAGUUCUUAUUGGACUUUUCCCUAGGUGUUUGGUUGGGUUGGGUUUGAUUUUCUAGCUAUAGGAAUGAUUUGGGGAGGGGCCCAGUGGGUCCUCUGGUCCAGCCUGCCUUCUCUUAGAGCGGGGCAGGUGGGUGAGGGGGGAGGGCUGCCUAGGCUGCGCCAAGGCCUGGGCUGGACUGAGGCCUGCGCUGGGCCUUUCUGAUUUUUGCCUCCAAAGGAGAGCGACAUGAUACCUACAUGUGUAAGGAAGGGCCUUCCAUAUCGGGGUUCCGCCAAGGACCUGUAUUCAGGGACCCAUGCUCUUUAGGGGCAAUUUUUUCCUCUCAUUUUCCCCUAUUUGGUUAACACUUGGCCUGGAUCCUGUCUCCUCCCCCUACCUCUGUCCUCUCAAACCUUCUAUGGGCCAUCCCAUCCCUGCAAAUACGUUGGGGGUGCUUUCCCAUAGGUCUCUCUUUAUUAAUGUUUCCCAGUGGGACAAAAUGCUGCCCAGUCCUCAGAUGUAGUUUCACCCCAGGGCAUCGGGCCCUGGGCAUCUAGGAGGCAGAUGCAAACGUGGCUGCCUGCUGCAUCAUUUCUGGAAAGCAUUCCCCUCCCUUUCCACUUCUUUCUGUUCUUCUCUCCCACACACCUUUUUCUGUCAUACUUUUCCUAAAAAUGUCCCUCAUUCUGUGGGGCCAUAAAACCUAUUUGGAGCCAAAGGGAUGCCCAGGCAGAAGCAAGGAGAUGGGGCAGAAGAGUCCAUAGCACUGUUGUUUUCCCUGGGAUUUUCCUUGGUUGGGAGGAGGCUGUAUUGGAGAUAUGACACCUCCAUAUCUCACCUUGGAACUGAGAUCAUGGGCUAGGAGAGAUGGGGGCUCUUUUUUUUUUUUUUUUUUUUACCACAGACUUCAUUCCCUCCCAGGUGGAUUUAAAUUUGCUUUUGCAUUUUUCUCCAAAGGGCUGUCUUCUCAAAAAGAGGGACAGACUUUGACUUUGGUAGUAACUUUUCAAAGCACAUGUCCCAUGAUUGGGAAAAAGUUCACCAGGACAGAAACAGUCUGUAAUCUCUCUCUAGCUCUUUCCUCAACUCCAAGGGUCACCAAUCUCUGUUUCUGUUGACUCAUUCCACUACUGGGGAAAGAAAGUCCAUUCAUUGACAUCACAGGGCAACAAAGAAGUUUAAAUUUUUCUUUUACAUUAAAAAUGCCAAGGAUAAAGCUGGUUGAGGAGGGCAGGGACUCGGGGAACAGAAGAAGGGUAGAGCCUUUCCAGAUACAUGGACCACAGAUGGGUCACUGGCUUUCGCUGCUGGCCCAUUUUAUUUCGACCCUCUAUGCCCCUGAUUUGAAAAGGCCUGUACUGUACCCACUUUCCAAGCUCCUUGUAUCUUCUACGUUCUCUGGAAUUGUAUUUUCUAAUAAAUGAUAUCUGAGGAAAAAAAACCUAUCAUUUUUAAAAAAGAUUGGUUGAUAUGUAAAUGUUUAGAUGAAAUUGUCUGGUGUACAAGAUGAAAAAUAAAAAUAAC